Messenger RNA from Darwinula stevensoni, 878 nucleotides. NCBI's taxonomy places the organism in Eukaryota, Metazoa, Arthropoda, Ostracoda, Podocopida, Darwinulidae. The record is from the annotation of a GenBank genome assembly.
CGAGGAUUUCCGCUUUCCCCACUGCGAUUCCCAACAUGAAUCUUUUUCUCGUCUUCGCCGCGUCCGCGAGCAUUCUCCGAUUCGUCGACGCACGGGAAGCACCCGGACUCGGGGAGCCGUGCGAGCCAGGCGUGGACACCUGCCAGGACUGGAACGCGGAGUGCGUCAGCGAAGACGGAGGCGGCUUCACCUGCGAGUGCGUCCAGGGAUUCGUGCAGGAUGGGGGAAACUGCAGAAUACCAACUGGCGGAGAGUGCACGGACUCGUUCGAAUGUAUCAGCAAUGCGGAAUGCACUGGGGACCCCCCAACAUGCCAGUGUUCCGAGGGAUUCCUGGAGGAAUCGGGACAUUGCAAAGUGGCAGCAGGCAACCCCUGCACGGACUCGGCGCAGUGCGUAAGCUACGCGCAGUGCAUGGACAUCGGCGGCGUGAACGUGUGCACCUGCGAUGACGGACACGUAGAAGUCGACGGACGAUGCAAGGUAGCCUUGGGCGGGGAAUGCCAAGAUACCGUUGAGUGCGUGGAAAAUGCGGAGUGCGUCAGCGAUACGUGCCGGUGCAUGCAAGGAUUCCAGGAGCACUUCGGAGAAUGCGGUGGAUGCGACGAUGCUCAGGGGAGCAACCAACCCCCAACCAACAUCCAAAAAAAGAGAGAUCAGAGUAGACUCAACUCCGAUCUCUCAGAGGUUCUCAAACUUCAUGGGUCCACGACCCCGUUUCACGGGGACCAAAAGCUCGCGAUCCCCAAUUUUCAGGUUGUUUUUGCUUGGUUGAAGACUGAUCCUGAUCCAGUAAACAGUGUUGCCAUGGAAAGACAACUUGGAUGUCCUCUGGUACAUAUGGCACAUUCAUCUCUGGUCCUGCCAUUCAUAGGUUAG